AGGACACAAAACCCACAAAUUUUUUUCAGCACUCUUCUAAGAGGAAUUUUAAACUAGUUUCCAUGGAGUAAAGUCUUCCAAAAGUUUCGACGUGUUUUUGUAGAAACAAGGACCGUGCAUUCCCGAAGAGGUGGAUAUUUAAAAGAACGGCACGGAGAUCGUUCUAUAUAACUUUGCAAACUGAGUUUAACCAGCAUUUGCAACUAUGGCGCUAAGAGCGAGAGCAUUAUAUGACUUCAUCUCUGAAAAUCCCGGCGAGAUCUCUGUGACAGAAAACGAACUUCUAACGUUGUGUAAUGAAGAGGUUGUCGAUGGUUGGUUGGAGGGUACAAACAGCAGAGGUGAGACCGGACUCUUCCCUGCAUCAUACGUGGAGAUUAUAAAGACUGACCCACCCGUACACGGCAACGGGACAUCCGCUAGUCCUGAAUAUUACUACCAAACUAGUCCUCAGAGGAGGGACACCUCGAACGAGUCGACACCCACUCAUUCCGCUACUUACCUGGGACUUCUUCAACAACAGCGACACAGUUUACAGACGAGCCAAGGAAGCGACGAGGAUUGGGACGACGACUGGGAUGACAAUUUAACGGCGGAGGAACAAGGCGGGAAACCUGAAAAAAGUGGGAACCCUCAAGCGGGUUAUUCCUCAGGUUCCACAGCAGCCCGACGCAGUAGUUCGCAACUGUCUAAAAGCACACCGACUGUUGGCAAAAAUAUCAACAGGUUUACAACCUUUGUUAGGUCAGGAGGUGAAGCUUUCGUUUUAGGUGAAGCGUCGGGUUUGGUCAGAGAUGGAGACAAAAUAUUUGUGGAUAUGGGCCAGUAUGGUCUAGAAUGGCAGGAGAACCCGUAUCCAUUUACUUGCACUGUCGACGACCCCACAAAACAGACCAAAUUCAAAGGCAUGAAGAGCUAUAUGUCCUAUGGACUUACGCCCAGUCACACGCAGAUCCAAGUGAACAGAAGAUACAAGCACUUUGACUGGCUUUACGCGCGGCUUGUUGAAAAGUUUCCAGUUAUUUCAGUGCCUCAUUUGCCUGAAAAGCAGGCCACAGGACGAUUCGAGGAGGACUUCAUUUCCAAGCGAAGGAAAGGUUUAAUAUGGUGGAUGAAUCACAUGACGAGUCAUCCAGUUUUAUCCAAGUGUGAUGUUUUCCAACAUUUCCUUACCUGCAGCAGCAAUGACGAAAAAGCCUGGAAGCAAGGCAAGAGGAAGGCCGAGAAGAAGGACAACCUAGUUGGCGCCAAUUUCUUCCUCACUAUCUGUCCUCCAGCUUUACCUCUUGACUUACAAGAGGUUGAGAGCAAAGUAGAUGCUUUCAAAACUUUCACCAAAAAGAUGGACGAAAACCUCCUACAGGUCAAUGUCACCAUUAAUGAAUUUGCCCGAAAGCAGAUCACAGGUUUUAAGAAGGAAUAUCAGAGAGUUGGACUGGCUUUCAGACUUAUGAGUCAGGCUUUCGAAUGCGACCAGCAAGAAUACUCAACUCCAUUAAACAAGGCCAUGGCGUACACUGGAGAAAUCUAUGAGACCAUUGGGGAUUACUAUGCUGAACAGCCCCGUCAGGAUCUGGAGCCAAUUUCCGAUCUUUUAGCAAUUUACCAAGGACACCUUGCAAACUUUCCAGACAUUAUCCAUGUAGAGAAAGGAGCCCUUACUAAGGCAAAGGAGAGCCAGAAAGAUGGCACGGCAGGCGGAGGUAUCCACGAACGCUGCAACAUCAUCUCCUGCGCUACGCUAGCCGAGAUCCAGCACUUUCAUCACAUACGAGUGCGUGACUUCAAGGCACAGAUGCAACAUUUCUUACAGCAGCAGAUCAGCUUCUUUCAAAAAAUCACAGGCAAGUUGGAGGAAGCCCGGGACAUGUAUGAUCAGGCUUAGAAAGAUCAAUGCCUGCACCUCUGCAGCCUUUCUAGAUAACUUUUAUACAGAACUGAAAUAAAAUGAAAGUGAUAGUUGACCCAAAAAUGUAAACUUUGUCAUCAUUUACUUACCAUAUUGACUUUAUAUUGUGUGGUGGUGACAGCAGGUGGCUAUGUUGUCUCAUGCAUCCAGACACAAGCUCCACUCACACUGCCUUUGCCUUGCUUGCGUUUUGUUUUCCAGCAAAAUCGCAAGGAAUGCAAAUGCAAAACCCCCUCAUGAUAUACAUCCACUGAUGAACAGAUGCAAUUUUUCAUUCAUUAAAUGAAAAUGUUAUUUUAAGGUGGAUUAGGGUUGUCCCGAUACUAUUUGUUUGAGAACGAGUAUAUGUACCAAUACUUCCUUUUUGGUACUCCUUGAUACCAAGUCCGAUACCUGUUUUUGUUUUGUUUUAUUUUUUUCUGAAUUCCAUAUCAACAGAUUAUUUAAAUUUGAUCAUCAAAAUGGUGUUUAAAUAAAUUAAUUCAUUAAAACUUUAUUCAAAGGAAAAUAUAACAAUACAUUAUUGAACAAAAUAUUGUAUUAUUUUUAUCAAAUUAAGUGCUUUUAUACAGAACAUCACAGCACAAUCCAAAACACAACUUUGUAGUUAUUUUUGUCAAAUAAAGUGCUGCAGAACAGAGUACCACAGAUGUGAGGUAAUGCUUAAAUGUUAUACAAUUACUAUUUAUUUAUUAGUAGUAGUAGUAGUAUUACAGUGAAUAUUACAUAACUAUACAGUAGUGAUAUAUUUCUGUCGUAGUUUUUUUUUUUUGUUUUUUUAUUUAAAUUGAGCUUUUAUUUUGAAGAGUUUCUGUGUUAUGACCGUCUAUCUGGAAAAGCCGGACGCUACGUGACUCAAAGUGAUUAUUAAACCACAAAAGGCUGCUAUUUAAUUAAAUAAAUAUGUAAUCUGUAUGUGUCUUGAGCUACAAAGUGAAUUAGCGCUCUGUUCGCUGUCAUCUGCUACAAACAGAGCGUGCAAUGCUUAUGAUGAUGUUUUCCAUGCAUGAGCCAAGGAGCUCUAAAAGGUGUGAGCAUGUUGUGUUUUAAUGUCAGCACAACACCGGCUCCACACAUUCACAAGCACUCACAUUUGAAGUGCGCAGCAUGUGCAAACUAUAUAUUUAUCUAAUUUAAAUUGCAUCUUUUGCGGCUAAAUAAUCUCACGAGGACAAAGAGAUUUUACUUUGUGUGCUGAAAGUUUACAGAAUGAUAUUUGUACGUCAGAUGGUAUCGGUUUUUGGUAUCGGAGCAUUUUGAUGAGCACAAGUACAAGUACAUGUAUUGGGAUAUCAAAACAGUAAAAGAUAAUUUUACAUUAUCUGCACAUAACCAAAUUAAUAUUCAUGAGUUUUGCCACUUGUGGUUAUUUACAACAAAGUGACGCCCAUGGAUUUAGUAACUAUUAACUUUCAUUGCAUCUUUUUUUCCAUACAAUCUAAAAGAUGACUGAGGCUAACAAUUAGAUGCCUAGCAUCUCCUUUUGUGUUCUGUGAAAGAAACUGGAACAACAUUAGGGUAAAUAAAUAUGUUUUUGUUUGUGUUUGAACUAUCCCUUUAAGAGAACCCUUUUUUUAUUCUAGAUCCAUGAAUAUAUAGGUAUUGUUUUUUUUAGGAAUGUUUUGAAUGGCAUGAGUUAUGUUAACAAUGUGUUCCAGAGAUUG
Molecule: messenger RNA, 3573 nt
Organism: Xyrauchen texanus (razorback sucker)
Lineage: Eukaryota; Metazoa; Chordata; Actinopteri; Cypriniformes; Catostomidae
Product: sorting nexin-18-like
Exons: 2
Coding region: 206-1885 (559 amino acids)
Biological process (GO): endocytosis; cleavage furrow formation; mitotic cell cycle
Cellular component (GO): plasma membrane; cytoplasmic vesicle
Molecular function (GO): protein binding; phosphatidylinositol binding
Source: RefSeq, a predicted model, not a curated record